ACCGGUGGCCGGGAGCAGGGAUAACCGAGGAGGAGGCGGAGACGACCAUGCCAGAGACGACGACGAAUCAGCAGCAGCAACAGCACCCAGCACUUACACAUCCUACGGAACGCAAGAUCUCGGAUCCAGAAACAGAACACUUCCCCGAACCCAACAAUAGACCGGAUCGCGUGCAGAACUUCUCCUUCGCCAGCAGCUAUCCCUACGCACCAGGACGAGUGUCCUCCAACUUGAAUUCUAUCCAGAACUCCAGCUAUAACUCGAACUACAACUCAUCCGGAUUCAACGUCCAGCGCUAUCAGAGUCCCUACAAUUUCCAGCACGUGGUGACCAACGCAUUUUCGGUGCUGCGCCAUCAGCCCUCCGAGGUGGAGCAGGAGCUCGAUUCGUAUCCAACUAUCCAGCGACCACAACAGGCCAUCGUGCGUCCCAUACGGCGUGAGGAUACGGAUCACCAGGAUGGCCAUGUAGCGGACUCCACUGGGAAUCCCACCCAGAGAUCCUUCUUUUCGCGCAGCAACCAGGAGGUGCGCAGCUUUGCCGAUGAGCUGAGCCAGAAGUUGCGCUUCCUGGCGCCCGAGGAGCAGAACUACGGCGGUCGGCACAGUGCCAACAGUUCGGGAGCCUGGAUGGAUCCAUCGAUGGCUCAGAGGCCGCGCUUCGAGACCACAGUGCCACAGGGCAUCUUCCUGCCGCCGCCGCAUGAGGUCCAGAUGAUACCGGCCACCAUGCUGAGGCGGCAUGUCUACGCCUACUCCUCGUAUCCCAUGAUCCUACAAAGCUACUACGGCAAGGAUCCCGGGAGUGAGCACAAGGAGCAGAAGGUGACCGCCACCCGGCUAAAUGGAGUGCGUGCCACGGCGGCAGUGGCGGCGGCCACAGCUGCGGCCUCCAAAGCCUCCCAAUCCUCCCACAACCACGAUUCGCAGUCCCUCGCCGGCGGUCUACACAUCACCAAGGCCCAGUUCCAACAGCAAUUGCAGCAGCGUCGCACCAACAACGACAAGAGACCCAUCGUCCCGCCGCCGGAGCCCUACAAGAACGUCAUGUACGACCGUCGCGUCAUAAAGGGCAGCAACUUCGGCAACUCCUCGCUGGUGACGGAUGUGGACCCCUUCGACAAGGCCGCCGAAUUGAGGCGCCGCAAUAUGUUGCGCAAACGGACGAUGCAGUGCCGCAAUCAGCGAAACGUCCUGGGAACUCCGCCGCCCGUUAAGGGACGCAAACACGAGACCAUUCAGACGGAAAAAUAUCUGGAGAAGUUGGUGCAGCGACCGCCGGAAUUCUCCAUCGACACGCAGACGGAUCUGUUUCUGGAGAAGCCGCCAACGCCUCCGUUCAUCCCGGCCAAGGUGGGCGUGGAUGUGGGCACCGAAAUCGGCGACGGCGAACUCUUCCACUUCGAUGCCGAAGCGCAGCCCAUUAUCGAUGUCCUGGUGGACGCGUGCAUCGAGCAGAGCAUGCUGGAGGUGGCCCACGAGAUGGAACUGGCUAGUCUGCGGCGCAAACAGGAAGAAUUCCUGGCCCAGAGGGAGGCGGAACUGGCGGAGCUGCGUCGCCUGGAGGCGGAGGAGAUGCGUUUGCAGGCGGAGAAGGAGCGCCGCCUGCGCCAGGAUGCGAUUGCCAAGGAGCUGGACGCCGAGAUGCAGAAGAGCGUGACGGCGGCCAAGUUGCUCCAGGGACACAUCGCCAGUCUGGUGCCCGAGGUCCUGGAGAACAUUGAGCCGGCCAGCGAUGCGGUGAAGAAGGAGCAGCUGAUGAAGAGCAUCUGCCCGUGGCUGUCCGCCGAGGUGGCCGAGGAAGUGGGUCACAUUGUGGACUCACGUGAGAUCCUCACCGCGAUCAUUCAGGAGAUUAUCAAGCAGCGGGCCGAGAUCUACGCCGGCUACAAGGAUCCCGAAUCGGAGCCAUCCGCUCCGGAUGCGGGUAUUUGCGAGGAAGAGGGCUGCGCCAUCGAUGAGAUGGAGGCGUGUCCCUGCGAAACGGGAACGGAGGAGGAUUGCCCCGAGCCGCCGCCACCGCCUCCUCAUCUCUAAAUGAUUUCGUUAGAGUUUAGUUAAUAUUUCGAGUCCUUCAAAAUGGCCUUUCCUGACCACACAGAGAAACACACCGCACACACACCUUACACACCUGCGAAUGUACCGCUAUGAAAUCAAGGAUGGCUGCAACUUUGUUUUUGUGUCUGGCGAAGGACUCGAUUCGCCGCAGGACCCGCAAUCGGGCGCCAAACACAACUGCACAGAGGCGGCGCAGAUGCGAAAUGGAAUCGAAUGGCAAAUUGUAAACUGGAUAAUUGUUAAAGGUUUUUGUGUUACCUAAAAAUUCAACGAAUAAAGCUCGACAAAAGAAA
This is a messenger RNA of Drosophila takahashii, 2350 nucleotides long. NCBI's taxonomy places the organism in Eukaryota, Metazoa, Arthropoda, Insecta, Diptera, Drosophilidae. The record is from RefSeq and is a predicted model, not a curated record.